AGUCUUCUCUUCUCCAGGCGGAACAACCCCAACUCUCUCAGUCUGUCUUUGUAUGGAGGUGCUCCAGCCCUCUGAUCGUCCUUGUAGCCUCGUCUCGACCCAUCCCAACAGCUCCAUCUCCGUCUUAUGUCGAGGAUUUCAGCCCUGGACGCAGAGCUCCACGUGGGGUGCCACGCGAGGGGCGCAGAGGUUCCCCCUCCCCUGCGGGCGCCGCUCGCCCCCAGCGCAGGGAGCGCCCCGCCCGGCAGCGCCCGCUGGCGGCGGCGGGAGGAACUGCCGGCGCUGCCCCGUGUCCCGCAGCCCCCGGGCGGAGCAUGGAGCAGCGCGGGGCCCGCGAGCGGGAUUCCGGAGAGAGUGUUUCUGAGCCGAGGGAGUGGAGACCCGUCGCUCACAGACGGUGCACGGACACCCUCUGGCUGCUCCUCUUCUUUCUGUUCUGGGCCGGUUUGAUGUUUAUAACUGGCUAUGCUGUGAUGGCUGGUGCUGCAGAGAGACUUGUGCUUGGAUAUGACAGCUUCGGGAACAUAUGUGGUAGGAAGAACACUCCUGUAAAUGGAGCACCCCUUUCUGGACAGGACAUGACUAAUAAAAAGUAUGUGUUCUUUCUGAAUUCAUGCAGCCUGGAAAUGCAAAGCUCCAAAAUCAGUUCAGUUUCCUUGUGCGUGUCUAGUUGUCCACAAGAGCAACUCAACUCUUUGGAAGACCUCCAGAGUUUUGCAAGGAAUAAUGGUUCUUAUCUUUGUGUUUACAACCUGAACAUUUCCAGUUACACACUAAAUACAGAGGCAGCUGAGUUGUGUCCCACGCUGCCAGUUCCACCAAGUAAAUCUUUUCCAUUAUUUAAUCGAUGUGUUCCACAAAGCCCAGAAUGCUAUUCCAAGUAUGCAUCUGUCUUAAUAACUAUGGUUAAUGAAAUGGAUGUUUUUCACCGAACUCUGAGUGGAAUAUUGGCAGGAAGAGAUACUGUGAUAGGACUGAGUGUCCUUGCACUAGGCUUCUCUUUUAUAGUGGUUAUAACCUUCAGAUUCAUUCGGACUCUUCUGGUCCAUAUUCUGAUUGCACUGGUUGUAUUCGGGUUGUUAUUUGUCUCAGGUGUUCUCUGGUGGCUCUAUUAUGACUACAGGAAUGAUCCCAGCACUGAAUUGGAAACAGAAAAGAAAAAUGUAAAAUUUUUACUUGGAUAUGCUAUCUUCUCAACAAUAGUUACCGUUGUUCUUCUUUCCCUUAUACUUGUGCUAAGAAAGAGGCUUCAGUUCACAGUACAGCUCUUUCAAAUUGUUGGUAAAAUCAUUGGCAGAAUUCCUUUCCUCCUGUUCCAACCACUCUGGACCUUCCUGAUUCUCAUUGUUUUCUGGUUAUUUUGGGUUGCUGUACUACUUAGCUUAGGAACUGCAGGUACUGCACAGACUACUUCAGGAGGUCAAGUAGAAUACAGAGCUCUGUCUGGAAUUUGCUACAUGGCAUGGUAUCAUUUCGUUGGCCUUAUCUGGACUAGUGAACUCAUUCUUGCCUGUCAGCAAAUGACGAUUGCUGGGGCAGUGGUUACUUGUUACUUCAACAGAAAUAAAAACAGCCCACCAGCUCACCCAAUCCUGUCUUCUAUAUCAGUUCUUUUUUGCUAUCAUCUAGGAACUGCUGUAAAAGGCUCAUUUCUAAUCACAAUACUGAGAAUACCGAGGGUUGUUCUCUCGUACCUUUAUAGUAUCCUAAAACAAAAGGAGAGUGCAUGUGCAAAGUGCCUGUUCAAGUGCUGUUUCUGCUGCUUUUGGUGCCAGGAAAGUUGCUUAAGAUACUUUAACCAGCAUGCAUACACAACUGCAGCCAUAAAUGGGACAAAUUUUUGUACAUCAGCAAAGGAUGCUGUCUUUAUUUUGGCAAAGAAUUCUGCUAAACUGUCAUCCAUUAGUUGUUUUGGAGAUUUUAUACUAUUUCUAGGGAAGGUGUUUGUUGUAUGUUUUACUGUUUUUGGAGGAUUGAUGGCAUUUAACUACCAUCGGGAGUUGCAAGCUUGGGUAGUUCCACUGUUGCUGGUUGGAUUUUUUGCCUAUCUGAUGUCCCACAGCUUUCUGUCGGUGUUUGAAGUGACAGCAGAUGCCAUGUUCCUUUGCUUCGCUAUUGAUAUGGAAACAAAUGAUGGAUCUGCAGAGAAGCCAUACUUUGUGGAUCAGGAGCUGCUGGCCUUUGUGAGUCAGAGUAACAGGUUAACAGAAGGGCAAAAACACAGGAGCAUGAGACAUUUCCAGGACAAUGAAGAUGGGACAGAGCUCCAACCUAUGACUUGAACGUAAAGUGCACCAACACUUCUGGUAAAGACAGACCAGCAACAGCAAAACCGGUCAUAGAAAAGAAGUAAAGGCUAUCAGUACCCAAGGACAAUGUAUUGGUUCUCUAAAUCUCUGUUGUAUCUUCUGCACUGAUAAAAUGACACACAAUCUGUUUGUAUGGAUAAUAUAUUUUGUGUGACAGCACAUCUGAUUUUCAUUAAUAUACUUGUUAUAAUGGCCUGGAAGUUGUUAAUAAACAAAUGCCUUGUAAACUUCU
Cuculus canorus (common cuckoo) is the source of this 2541-nucleotide messenger RNA. It is a transcript of the gene SLC44A3, whose product is annotated as solute carrier family 44 member 3. The transcript is spliced from 16 exons. Gene Ontology annotation, biological process: transmembrane transport. NCBI's taxonomy places the organism in Eukaryota, Metazoa, Chordata, Aves, Cuculiformes, Cuculidae. Bases 315 to 2282 code for a protein of 655 amino acids. Gene Ontology annotation, cellular component: membrane. Gene Ontology annotation, molecular function: transmembrane transporter activity. The record is from RefSeq and is a predicted model, not a curated record.